Molecule: messenger RNA, 2580 nt
Organism: Aspergillus puulaauensis
Lineage: Eukaryota; Fungi; Ascomycota; Eurotiomycetes; Eurotiales; Aspergillaceae
Product: putative PHD finger domain protein
Exons: 3
Coding region: 1-2580 (859 amino acids)
Biological process (GO): regulation of transcription by RNA polymerase II
Cellular component (GO): Rpd3S complex
Source: RefSeq, a predicted model, not a curated record
AUGGCACGGAAUCUCCGUUCGUCCUCCCACGCAAGGUCAAACGACUCCCGACCCUCGACACCAGCGCAAAACACGGCCAAUAUGGCUUCUUCUUUCACAGAUUCCAUCAGACCGCGUAAACAGCGCCGAACUGGAAGGACUUCGCGAGUAGCGACAGAUCCACUUCGAGACACGCCGGUUUCAAGCCAGUCGCAACCCGAUCAGCCUGAAGAGACCCAAGCGAAUGGAGUUAAUGGUACACAAUUGCCUGAACAGAACGGGGAUUGGGCUGAGCCAGAACUGAGAGCACCUGUGCCGAGCUAUGAUGAUACGCCCUGGUCAGCGGUAUCGAGCAGCGCAAACCCCGUACUAGGAACUAUGCGCCCAUUAGGCGUAAUGCCCUCUGCCGCGGAUAUGCGCAAGGUUGGGCUGGCACCAUCCAAGCCGGGUACCCCUAGCAUUCCUGCCAGGAAAGAACUGCAACCCGAAGUAAAUGGGGAGAAGAACGAUGACAUUCAAACUCCUCUGACACCCGAGGAGCAGGCUCCUGAGCCGGUUCCGCACAAGCCUACGAUCGAAGAAGAUCUAGCAGCAUUCGCAAUCUUACCUGUUCCCGAUCCUGGGGACGCCGACAUCGACACGCUCAAGGAUGCUGUCCAAAGCGCCAUACGAUUGGCUUCGAACGCCGAUAACCGCCCCGUCAUCAAGGGGCUACUCAGUAUGUGGGAAAAGUGUGGCAAUGACCCCUAUGCGCUCAAUAUUCUAGAUGGGGUUUGUCAGGAAACACCCGACUCCCCGCAGAGGUCCAUGUUCCAAAAGGUGAUACAAGGUGCUUGGGGCGAACUGGAAUCCCAAGAUGUUGCAGGUAACGAAACCACUACAUUACCAGCCCCUCGACGGGGUCGUUCUGGUAGUAGUGAAUCUACUCUAUCGUCUGCGAAGUCACUUGAUGCCGAGACCUAUGCGCCUGCCGUAGCUUCCGCGGCUUCCGCUGGACACACCAAGAAAGGAAAGCAGGCCAAGAAUACAAAGCAAAAGAAGAAUGUUCCGGAACGUCGCUCCGUGUUGGCAUCCGGUGACCAUCAGCGGCAGACGGCAUCGGAAGACCCUGAGCUUUCAACGGAGGCUGUGCAAGCAAAGAGAACUCGAUUGCGGAAGUCUCUCCCGAAGAUUGUGGCUCCCGAAAGUAGGCUCCGUUCUUCUUUGGCUACAAAUCCUCGAUCAAACUUGUCUUCUCCUGGUCCAGUCAGGAAGGGUGUAGAUGAUUCCGCCGACGAUGCGAGAACGCGGACAGAGCGCUCAGAAAGUGUGUCGAGCAGUGAUGCCGGCGAUAACAGGCGCAUUACACCUUCCCUAAGUGACGACGAGCCCGCAGAAAAUAAUGAUUUCUGUCGAAACUGUAACCGCAGUGGGCGACUCUUAUGCUGCGAUGGUUGUGUGCUGUCGUUCCACUUUUCCUGCUUAACGCCACCAUUGGAUCCUGCAAACCCCCCGGAUGGUGAUUGGUUUUGUCCAAAAUGCUCGGUAUCGCAAUCGAUGAAUACUCUACUCGGCGGCAUGGACAAGGUCUCGGAUAGAGACUUCGCACUACCUUCUCGCAUUCGAGACUUCUUUGCUGGUGUCCGCACCAAUGACGAGGGAAAAUACGAAGAGGUCGCAUCGUUACCGCGCCUCAAUCCGCGUGCCGCUCGGGGAAGCCGCACUGGUCGCUACGAUGACCCAUUCCUGUUACGAACCGUUGAUGCAAAGGGAAACCUCAUUUUCUGCGUCAAGUGUGGGCGCACCACUAAUGGCUGCCGGCCUAUCAUACAGUGCGAUUAUUGCCCCUGUGCGUUCCAUAUGGACUGCGUUGAUCCACCACUCGCUGUUCCACCUACCCAGCGACCUGGCAGCGAUCGCCUCCAUCACACUUGGAUGUGUCCGAACCACGCCUUACAUGACAUGAAAUACACUGUCACGGAUGAAGAAGGAUAUGAAACAGUUAAACGCAUUCGCCGCCCAAAGAACCCCCGUUAUGUUGAUAUUGAGAUUCUCCCAGAAGAUGAUGAGGAUGAGAACCUGGAGGACCACGAAACGGAAAAUGUUACUUACCGUGUUUCUGAGAGAGGUGUUAAGCUCGACUUCAUCGAGAGAGUCAAAAGAGAAAACGAAAACAAUGCGGCAAAGAAAGAAGCAGCCAAUAGGUACUUCGAGUACGCAAAGGCGAGCUUUGAUAACCUCACCUCCAAGGCAACCGCUUUUUACGCUUCUCAAAAGCCAGCUGUUCCAGAUGAGGAUAUCACAACCUCAAUAUUGAAUUCGCGGACUGUGGCGGAGCGCGAAGCAGCUGCAAACUUGAUAUCCUUCGCGCAGAGCAAUCAGGUCACCUGCCGAAACGAAGAGGACGGCAAAAUCAGUCUCUUGAUCGACCAACUCAAGGCAAAUGAGCCCAAGAACGUCCCUGCGCCAAACGACGAGAUUUCCUCCCUUCGUGCUCUUCAAAAACUCAUUGAACAACGCAUCAGUGUGUUGAACCCCCAAUGCGCUACCGCUCCCGAGGACGCUCGGUCCCCUGAAGUUCAGCCUACCUCAACUGAACAAACGGCAGCGUCCCCUCAAUAA